AAGAGAGAUGUGAGGUUCACGGAGGAAAAAAAAACAAUGUUGGCCUGUGGUUGCUGGCGGCGACGGCACCAGAGGAGGGUAGAAGAACAUGACCAUCAAGAAAAUCGUCGCCACAGCAAGAAAAUCGUCGCCACAUGGAUGAUCUGGAGUCGGGGUGGGGAGAACAAGAUGUGACCGUGUGAAGUUCGGACGAGGUCAGACAGACUUGGAAACAUGAGCCGCGUCGCUUGUCUUCGUCUUCGAGCGAGCGCCGCCACCCCUCCCUUCCCAUCCCGCUGCCUAGCAGCGCCCCAGCCUCCUCGCUCCGUCUCUCGUCUUCCUCCUCGUGCGAGCGACUCCACCGCAGGCAAAAAUCAAGGUAGGGCGACCGCCCUACCUUGCCCUACCGGGUCCUCCGCCCUCGGUUGGAGUGGCGAAUCGGGGCUCCGCCUGUACCGCAGGUUCUGCACCUACGACGAGAGAGAUGACAGGGCACUUGAGGAAGAAUUUGAGAGAAAAUUUGGAUGGAUGUUAAAGAUAUUCUUCCUAGGAACCGCUGGCCUUGUUGGUUGGCAAUUCUUUCCUUACAUGGGGGAUAACCUACUUCAGCAAUCCAUUUCGCUUUUGCAUGUCAAAGAUCCCUUGUUCAAGCGGAUGGGAGCUUCACGAUUAGCUCGUUUUGCAGUUGAUGAUGAAAGGAGAAUGAAAGUGGUAGAGAUGGGGGGAGCUCAAGAAAUCCUGAAUGUGUUGGAAGGUGCUAAAGAUGAUAAAACACGUAAAGAAGCUCUGAAGGCUCUCGUGGCACUCUCAAAGUCUGAUAAAGCUGCGGGGUUUUUGGACAAGGCAGGCGCCUACGCCAUCGUCAGUUCCACUCCGAACUCCCCUGAAUAUGCCGAGAUCGAGGCUUGCAAGACUAGACUUCUCAAAGCGUUUGAUCAGCUGAAGUCAUGAUGGUAGAUGGCACCGAGUAAAUUGAAUCCUUCAUCUAUAUGUUUUCUCUAGACGGAGACUUUGAUGGAAUCAUUUCUUUUUAAUGAAACAAGAGAAUCCAGCUCAGCACACCCUUUUUGAA
Brachypodium distachyon (stiff brome) is the source of this 1051-nucleotide messenger RNA. RefSeq lists its product as uncharacterized. Bases 214 to 930 code for a protein of 238 amino acids. Lineage: Eukaryota; Viridiplantae; Streptophyta; Magnoliopsida; Poales; Poaceae. The record is from RefSeq and is a predicted model, not a curated record. The transcript is spliced from 6 exons.